Messenger RNA from Marchantia polymorpha subsp. ruderalis, 1356 nucleotides. Lineage: Eukaryota; Viridiplantae; Streptophyta; Marchantiopsida; Marchantiales; Marchantiaceae. The record is from the annotation of a GenBank genome assembly.
CCGUAUUUUCUUUCUAGGGCUUAGGCAGGGCUUUGAUGCUGACCUCCGAUGUCUUGAAAAGCUCUCACAGAUGUCAAAAGGAUGUGUAUUUUUCCUCAUCGAGGGCAUUGCCGUUCUCAUAACAGGAUAAUGAAGACUCUUGAUGAGCACGAACUGAAAAGGAAAUACUUCUUAACAAUAUCCAUCAUUAUAUGUAGAUUUUUUUACUGCCUCGCAGCUAGCACAGAAAACCUCCGUCAAACUUGUGACUAGUGGUUGAGUCUAUAUCAUUGAUCCAGAGGCACGAAAGCUGCGUGAUUCGAUGGAGGAAUCACUUGAAGGCGAGUAAUUCGUAGAAAAUCUGAACACUCGUCUGGAAAGAGCGAAGCUCGCCACGAAGUACGCUGCCGGCAUGUACCAGAGAUUCCAUGUAAUCGGUUUCUGCAGAAUAUAUUGCGGUCCAUAGAUUUGGUAGGGAGCACGGGCCCGGGGUCAUGAGAUGUGGCUGAGAAGGUUCACCACUGAAGGUAAUAGGGUCAAGUCUUUGCUCGAUGUCCAUGUGGCCAAAAGACAAGCAGUUGUCAAGUGCGGAGAAUGCAGAAACACUCUGGAAAUGUUCGAAAUGUACACACGCACUCUUCACAUGCAGAGACGUGCAGUGAGGCCUUGUGUCCAACUUCUCAACCAGCGGUCCUCGAGGUUCACUUAGAAAAUCCUUGUCAAGGUGCAGGUGGUCGAGGGCUAGCGGAAGUGUCACGAGAAAUCCCAAAAUCUAUUGUUCGACAAAGCUUGAAAUCAGUAUCCCGAGUUUUCCAACAUCGAUUCUUUCGGUAACUAAUCCGAGACCACUCUAAGGCAGAACAUUGAAUUGCGGUGUGACUUCAAGCGACAACAGGAAAACGUUUCUACUGUCUGUCGAGAGCACACUCUGUCCUCAGGGAUCCUGUUCUCCAUCGGACCUGGACGGCGACCGGGUUAUUGCGCUCUUACAGCGUUAGGAGACCGUACAUGGAGCACUGAUAAUCGUACAUGGAGCACAUAUUGUGUUGCACAGGAUGCCCACAUACGCCACUGUGAAUCUUCAAAGAAGUUCAUUCUAUUACUGCCUGUUAUCAUAGAGAGGUAUCAACGGGGACUGCUAGAAUGUUCAUGACAAACAUGAUUCUUAAAAGUUUCCUUAAAAGAGCCUGCGCGUGCCAUCGGAAAAAAUGGGCAUUGUCUCUGGACUUGGUCAUGGUAUGGAGAAAGUAUCGAUCCCACAUGGAAAACGAAACUGCUCCUUCAGUCUGACGUGCUUGAACUCUGAACUACCAUGUCCUCUCAGAACUACGAGUUUGUUCAACACCAUCAUUGUCCAGCAGACAUCAGAUGAUCUGG